CUGCGCCCUGGGGCUCUGAGGAUCGAGGCCUUUCCCGGGCGGCGCCAUGCGUCCGGAGCAGGCCGCCUCUUGGUACCGGCGCAUGUCCGUAGUCUAUGCAUUGGGCGCCUGGACCGUGUUGGGCUCCUUGUUUUUCUUCGGCCAGAAAAAGAGCAAGCCGCCAGGUGAUGAAGUACAGCAGAAGGAUGUCUCAACAAAUGAAAUGCUUGAGCCUCCGAAAGGGUUUUACGUGGAAACGAUUGUCACAUACAGAGAAGAUUUUGUUCCAAUUACUGACAGGAUCCUCAACUAUUUGAAAUCGUGGACUGGUGGCUCUGGACCAGAAUCAUGAUUGCCUGCUGAAUUCUGAUAAACCAGGACUGUGGUUCAGCAUAUGAAUCUGAUAGAGGCCUUGAUUUCCAUUUUCUGUUUGUGAAAAGUAUAUACAUUUAAUUUAAUUUUGCUGUAAAGUGUAAUCACUAAUAAUAGGCAAUAAAUAUUUCCUUGAGGAAAAGUAACCUUG
Equus quagga is the source of this 502-nucleotide messenger RNA. It is a transcript of the gene SMIM26, whose product is annotated as small integral membrane protein 26. The transcript has 2 exons. Gene Ontology annotation, cellular component: mitochondrion. The record is from RefSeq and is a predicted model, not a curated record. Lineage: Eukaryota; Metazoa; Chordata; Mammalia; Perissodactyla; Equidae. The coding region runs from base 47 to 331 and encodes 94 amino acids.